CGCAUGUGUGCGUGGUUAAUUCGAAAGAAACUUUUUUGCUUUUGGCCGCGGAACUGACAAAUGUCAAAUACCAAUAGACCGUCGUGGAAUUAAGACGCGCCAUACGCCAAUCGGACUUUGAAAAUGACGCAAAGUGCCAUUAAAUUAGCCCCACUCUGGGAGGCCUUGGUUCUUUUAAUAUUCCUUCUUAAUCAAGUGCAGUGCGAUGAGAAGGAGCCGAGGCAAGCGCGCAUAAUGCAGUUUCUAAGUGAGCCCCAGCCGCAUUUCAACCACAACCGACCUCCCGGUCCUGGAUUAGUGACCCGGAUAAGAUCGCGAUCGGAUAACCCACCCCAUCUUUCGGGUAACCUCAGCCCCAAUAAGUUUCUGAGAUCUCCGAAACCUGCGACAGUCCAACAUAUCAUGCGUCGCGAGCAAUUCGGCAACUUUCCGCAGAACGACCAGCUCAGGAGAUACCAAUUCGACCAGAAUCAGCCAGGGAGAUUUGCCCACGUGAAGGAUGCUCCAGUUCUGGACGUGGGGAAGAACCAGUUCCCGCCGCAAUAUUUCUCCGAGCAGUAUAUCCAAAACUUCAAAUCCUCUCCUCGAUUCAAUGGCAAUGUGAUAAUGAAGGACCAGAAGCCAGUGUAUGCACCCAUCCAACAACAUGCGAUUCCAGUCCAGGCCUCUCAGUAUCUGCAUUAUCCCAAGCUCUUUGGACAGCAGAGUCCCAGUUUCAGUGUGGUGCCCUCGCAGCAAACUGCCCUCCAGAACAAUCAGUACCCGCAGGAUCCGAAUAGUUACUCGGUGUACGAGGACUCAGAUAACCUGCCGAAACAGGGGAUCAGUCAGGGGGUCAGCUAUCGCCAGGCAGUGCCUCCAGCGAAAGAGUCGAAGGAGGCGCAGGACUACUUGCAGUUUAUGAGCACCAAUGAGUACUUCCUGCCCAAGAGAGAUCCCGACUACAAGAAGUUGGAUGUCGAGCGUGACCAGCUGAAAAAAGUUCACCAAUAUCCACAGCAAUACAAUCAGCAGAGCCAGCAGCAACUGCAACACCAGCCGCAGCAGCAACAUCAGCAACUGCAACACCAGCCACCGCAGCAACAUCAACCACUGAAGCAACAUCUUCCCUAUAAGAAUGCUGGCCUAGACAACUCAGUCUCCUCCAGUUACAAUGAACCCAUACAAGUCUCCGAUUUGUUCUACCAGCAAGAUCCCGCUCCAGCGAAUUCCGCAGUGGUUCGCGGCAGUUACCAGGCUGGUCAGGAUGUGUUUGUGGUGAAGUCCGAUGGCAACAAGGCGGUCAAGCAUGUGGUCUCCACUCCCAUGUCGGUGCAAACUUCUACUCAGACCCCGCCAAAGAGCCAGCUCCUCGGCAAGAGCCACAAGAGCUUCACACCGGAGCCCCUGCGAUUUGAGUUCACCGAACAAGAUGCCAUCAGGGGAUCUAUGAAAUACACCCAAUCCCCGCAGGCCAAUCAGUACUACUAUGAAACCGUGGCCCAAGCAGUUCGAGAACCCGUCAAGUCUUCUUCUCCGAUGCUGGAACAAAACAAGCCGAUCAAGGAAUAUGGUGACGAUCCAGAAGACAGUGCUGAUACAGAAACUGGAAAACAGCAAGAGGAUCAGAAGGCGCCAACUGGGACGAGCUCUGCAACUCCCGACAGUCCAAAGGACACUGAAAGUUACUGUGAGAAGGUGUGCGCUAACGUGUAUGAUGAGAAUGAUGAAAUAAUUUGCGGAUCCGAUGGAUACAUGUACACAGGAGAAACUCAACUGCAGUGUUAUUCGACCUGCCUUAACAUAAGUGUGACGAUUAAAAGUAAAGGAUCAUGCUCAUAAAGUCGAUUUUAAAUAAAAAAACUAUUUAUUCUAACUUAAGUUAAUCUAGCGGAUAUAAUAUUACAUUUGAAACCAUUUAAGUAUAGUUUCUUAUUAUGCACGAUUUCUGUCACUGGCAAUGGUAAAAUGUAGGGUUUUGUAGAAAGUGAUUUUGAUUUUAUGAUAAUGUAUUAAAAAUA
This is a messenger RNA of Drosophila subpulchrella, 2000 nucleotides long. Its product is annotated as altered inheritance of mitochondria protein 3. The record is from RefSeq and is a predicted model, not a curated record. NCBI's taxonomy places the organism in Eukaryota, Metazoa, Arthropoda, Insecta, Diptera, Drosophilidae. The transcript is spliced from 3 exons. Bases 124 to 1821 code for a protein of 565 amino acids. Gene Ontology annotation, molecular function: protein binding.